UCACCGUUAGCUAUAGCAAGAUUUUAUGUUAGUUUUAGUCCGGAAAGUUUCAAGGAGUAUUACGUUGGGUUUCUCUUGGGAUUUUCUCUGACAAAGAUUUACAGAGCGAUGUGUGAGCUGUCUUCCCUUGUCCGGGGCCUCCAAGCAAAAAGCUACUAGUAUUCGAUCUCUCUUUGCUUUCUCAGUCGGUGUUAGUUUUUGCUGCAUUUGCCACACACACACACACACACACACACACACACACACAGACACAGAGAGGAUCUUGUUUACCAUACGAUCGAGUAGUAUAUAUAUGGUGGCUAUGGAGUUCAUGAGGCAGAUGAUAGCUGCUUUUCUAACGCUUUCAAUGUUCGUGAUGCUCGGAAACAUGAUCAAACGAGACCAUUUUGAUUCAGUUCAAAUAAACCACCCAGCAACGUCAAAUGUUCAUUACAAAGCCAUCAAAGUUUCAAAGCAAAGUGUUGUUACAAUUCCUAGUGGUGGUGGUGGUGGUGGUGCAACUAAAGGGCUUUGGAAAGAAGAUGGAGAAGCACUCAAACCUUGCUGGAACAACCCAUCACCUAAAGAUGGAGAGCAUUCAAAAGGCUUUAUCCUUGUGUCGUUGACUGAUGGCCCUGAAUAUCAUGUCUCGCAGAUUGCAAAUGCAGUUGUGGUAGCUAGAUAUCUUGGAGCAACUCUUGUGCUCCCUCACAUCAGAGGAACCAUACCAGGUGAAAUGAGGAACUUCGGAGGAAUUUAUGAUGUGAAGAAAUUUGUUAAAAGCUUGGAUGGCAUUAUCAAAAUAGCAAAGCAUCGGCCUGAUGAAGUAUUGAUCGAUAAUGUGACCAUAGCGGAAGUCCCUACCAGGGUUUCAGAAGCCUAUAUUGCUACAUACAUCGAACCAUUAUUCAAGAUGAAUGGAAAUUUGAGGCUAGAAACUAAGUUCCCUCCCUUAUCUAUGACAAAUGAAAAGGAGUUUUACUACUUGGAUUCAUUAUCCUGUUUGGCAAUGUUUGGGACUCUUGAGUUGCAACCAGCGUUGAAGGAAGUCAUUGACUUAAUGGUAGAAAGGCUAAGAGCUUUGAGCCACAGAUCAGAUGGGCAGUUUAUAGCAGCGGACCUCAGGGUUGAGAUGUUGGAAAAGAGGGAAUGUCAAGAAAGUGGAGAUGGUGGAACAAAAUGGUGUUACAAUGCCAAGGCGAUUGGGGAUUUUCUUAGGAAGAUUGGUUUCCAUAGGAACACCACAAUCUAUUUGACUCAAUCUAAAUGGCAUAGUAUGCUUGACCCGUUAAGAAAUUUCUACCCCAAAACAUAUACCAAGGAUGACAUAAUGCCAGCAGACAAAAAGGCAAAGUUCCUCAAUGCAAAUAGUCCGGAAUUCACAAAGAUCAUCGACUUCCACGUAUGUACUCAGAGUGAUGUGUUCCUGCCUUCCAUUUCUGGCCAGUUUUACACGAAUGUGGUGGGAAGGAGAAUAGCUUCUGGCAAUAGUCAGAUUCUAGUUCCUACCAAAUCAACUUAUUCAUCAUCUCCCGGAGCUUACAUUUCCCCUUACAUAUCUAGAAAGAGCCAUUCGGCUUUUUCAUGCUUCUGCUAACACUUGCUUUAGGAAAAGAAAGCACUUCGGAGAAAGCAAAAGUCAUGCCUGUUUCAUAAUUGUAAACCCGUCCAUCUUUAUAUCAGUUACUUCAUACGUUUAGUGUAGUAACCAGUUGUACUCCUAAUAAUACAACUCAUGUUUAUACUAUCAUGUAUUAAUGCUUUUGUUCGUGUUUGCUUCUUCUCAGCAUUCAAUGCUAAAGAUAAGUUGAUCAAUCUUGUUCACCAGCCAUUGGGACAUCACAAUGCUAACAAACAAUUUCCUGG
This is a messenger RNA of Rhododendron vialii, 1845 nucleotides long. Its product is annotated as protein MANNAN SYNTHESIS-RELATED 2-like. The record is from RefSeq and is a predicted model, not a curated record. The transcript is spliced from 6 exons. Bases 293 to 1576 code for a protein of 427 amino acids. NCBI's taxonomy places the organism in Eukaryota, Viridiplantae, Streptophyta, Magnoliopsida, Ericales, Ericaceae.